GUUAUUUAGAUCAAAGGCUGCACUUCUCCCAACACUUACCUUGUGUACUCUGAUAUACGACAACAAGUCUCUCGCUCGACCGGCUCCACCUUUCCUCAGGCUGAGGUGUCAACGCCGAUUCGUCUCAAAAGCACAAGCCCCUCGAGAGCUGUUUUCAAGAUGGGUUUUAAAUCGCCCUAUCCUUCGUUGGAAAUACCGAAGACGAAUGUCCUUUCCUACCUUUUCCCCGAGAACUCAACACCAUCUAGCGAGCCUCUCUGGAUCGAUAGCGAAGAUGACCGCAUCAAUCUGUCGCCACGACAAAUGCUACAGUGGGUGAAAAGAGUUGGCAUGGGCCUUCAGAACCUUGGACUUCAAAACGGGGAUGUCGUUAUGAUGUGCACACCAAACCAAAUAUUCGUGCCGGUGGCCUACCUUGGCACUGUGUCUGUCGGGUGCAUCUUUAGUGGCGCCAACCCAGCAUACACAGUUCCUGAGCUUGUCCACCAAAUGACUAACACCGCGGCCAAGGUGGUGCUUGCUCACCCAGCUCACAUCAAACGGAUUCUUGAGGCGGUUGACAAAACUAAUAUUCCCCGGAGCCGGGUUUUUCAGUUCUCAGAGAAUGAAAACGAAUCACGAGAUGGAGUCCCAGAUUGGAGGCAAAUGCUUGGCAGUCCGAACCAGGCAGAUUCUUAUCGUUGGCCAGAACUUGACGCGGAAGAAUCGACCAGAACGAUUGCAACCAUCAAUUAUUCCUCGGGGACUACCGGACUUCCCAAAGGAGUGUGCGUCUCUCAUUAUAACCUAAUAGCCAACGUCGAACAGACAAUCUUCAUGAGAUACGUAGAAAAGCCUUACAGUUUUGCGCGUCGGCCGCAGGAGAGGUGGAUCGGGUUCUUGCCCCUCUAUCACGCCUACGGUCAGCUUUACGCCAUACUCAUGGCCAUGAGGUUGAGCAUCCCUAUUUAUGUCAUGAAAGAGUUCCGAUAUGAGGACUUUCUCUUCGCGGUGAGCAAGUUCAAAAUUACAACCUUGCAGGUGGCGCCGCCAGUUUUGGUGAUGCUUUCGAAGCGUCCAGAAACUGCCCGUUACGACUUAUCAAGCGUCAAGGAAAUGCUCUGUGGAGCUGCUCCGUUAUCGCGAGAGCUUCAGAACGAGUGCCAAAGAAGAUUUUCGAUGCAGAUCAACCAAGGAUGGGGGAUGACGGAAGUGACUUGUGGAGGUAUCGUGGUCCCUGGUGGUGUCAAGGAUGACAAUGGCAGUGUUGGCAAGUUGAUUCCGAACUGUGAGUGCAAGUUGAUCGACGACGAGGGCAAGGAGGUUGGCGUUGGUCAACCGGGCGAGCUCUGCAUCCGAGGUCCCAAUAUCUGUCUUGGUUACUGGCGCAACGAGACUGCCACCCGGGAGAUGCUGGACCAAGACGGAUGGCUUAAGACUGGAGAUGUCGCCGUCUGCAACGAGGAAGGCUAUUUCUGGAUCGUGGAUCGAAAGAAGGAACUAAUCAAAGUAAACGCUCUGCAGGUCGCCCCCGCCGAGCUGGAGGCCGUCCUGUUAGAAAACGAACAUGUCGCAGAUGCUGCCGUGGUUGGAAUUGCCAUUGACGGAAACGAGUGGCCCAGAGCCUAUGUUGCCAUCCAAGACGUGUCGAGAGGGAAUGUCAAGCCCGAAGACAUACAAGAAUGGGUCAAGCGGCGUGUUUCCAAGCACAAGGCGCUGGUAGGCGGCGUGGUGUUCGUCGAUGAGGUUCCAAAGCUGGCCAGCGGGAAGAUCCAGAGGAAAGUGAUGCGAGAGUGGUCCAAGAGGGAUGCUGCGGUCUUAGCAGAGUCGAAAGGACCCAAGUCGCGCUUGUGACGUCCUAUGCUAUUGCGCAUAUACCUAGGUCGGCAAAGUCUUCCAAUAUCGCUCCUGGUCAGAGCUCCCGAGGGUUUGAUAGGCGACGUAAGCCCGUCUUGGUGUCUCCGGGCCUUUCAACCGACCGUUUUUACCAACGGAGUCGCAAGGCAUUGCGGGUGUUCGUAUGUACAAGCCCGGUACAUAACAGCGCUGGUUCCAGACGGAGCUAUCCACAAUUUCGACGGCCAACGUGGCUAACUGCUGGUUGGCAAAGAAACUUCUCACCCCCUUCAUCCCGGAGCGACACUGGGUUCGCACAACUUCAGGGCACAGCCCCGAGGAACACCCAUCUGAAGUAACUCGGAAGGCUAGCUAUUCUCAACGCCACAGCGUGUAGUAUGUACGGUACUUUCAUCUUCCUAUAACCAGCCUGGUAUAACCUUCAAUGGCCGAUAGAUGCCCUCCAGCUCGUUCCAAUCACCCGCCACACCUGCUCCUCGUCGUCGGCAUCAUCAUUGAAUCUCAGUCGGAUGAGGCUUCAUAACCU
Colletotrichum destructivum is the source of this 2362-nucleotide messenger RNA. RefSeq names its product Putative AMP-dependent synthetase/ligase domain, AMP-binding, AMP-binding enzyme domain, ANL. The record is from RefSeq and is a predicted model, not a curated record. The transcript has 4 exons. Gene Ontology annotation, molecular function: CoA-ligase activity. Gene Ontology annotation, biological process: secondary metabolic process. Bases 160 to 1833 code for a protein of 557 amino acids. Lineage: Eukaryota; Fungi; Ascomycota; Sordariomycetes; Glomerellales; Glomerellaceae.